AUGCUCCCGAAGCUUGACGUGCAUGGUGGCAGAGGGCUCCCACAGGAGCCGCCCAAAGUCUCGAGUAGCGAGAACGUGCUGGCGCUUCCACGCCUGCGUCUGCUUCGCCAGGUGGGCAGCCAAGAUGGCCCCCCGCGAGGGACGCUUUUCCACAGUCCGAGACAUGGCAGUCAAGCGUCUCGGAGCCCUUUGCACUCCGAAGAGGCACGAUCGCCGUCUCCUGUGCGAGCUCAGCACGAGGAAUCACUGACCUACGUGCCUCAUCAAGAUGCGCAGCAGCGCGUUCGACAGCACAUGAGGCAAAAGCGGAGGAAGGCCAAGGAAGAGGAAGAGAUCCGCGCAAUGGAAGAGAAGGAGCGAGUGGAGCGAGUUCAGCAGACGUUGCCUCAAGUGGAGGCAUACCGCCGUGAGCUGGCCCGCAAGGCCGCCGAACUGCAUAGGCGGGAGAAGGCCGAGAAGGAGACAGCUGCUCUGGAGCAGGAGCAAUUGGCCUCCGCACGUCGGGAACGGGUGAACAGGUACAUGACACCUGAUGUCAUCUACGAGCAUCUUCACACGUCAGACAGCAACGGCCCGACGCCAGCUUUGCAGGAGCGCAAGCGUCCUGUGGGCUCAUCCAUACGCCGUGCCCCGAGAAACGAAAGCGCUGAAAGCAACGACGUGGUCGUGUGUGGCAGCUUUGCGACGGGAAGUGUGCGCGCCAGGCACAAAGUCAUGCUGUCGCCUAGACGGCAAGACACAAGGCAUGCGCCCACAAACAAGAGUCUGAACUCAGUGGGUGAUGUGGCUGCUGCCGCUGUUGCUAUGCAACGUGCUGAAGGACAGCAAGGACAGGAUGCAGCUGACGAGUGCGGGCAAAAGCCUGAGGCCGUGGCCAGUGAAGGUCCGGACAGACAAGAUGCCCCUGCCUCUGGAAUACUGGGCUCACUGCCACCAACGGAGACGCUGGUCCUGGCACAGCAGGAAAAUCCAGAAGCAGAAAAGACAGCAGCUCGUGAGCAAGCCGGAGACGCAAAAACAAAGCUUGAAGCCGAGGCAGGCGAAGCCUCCCACACAGCAGCAACAGAAAAGACAGGUAGUGAGGGCCAGGACUGCCUGGAGGGCCCAGAGGGACAGGCCAAGAAGGAAGGACCUGAGGGCCCCAGUGUCAUCCUGCAGGCAAGCCCAGAUGAGCCACCAGACAGUCGAAAAGAAGCCACUGCUGAUUCCGCUGAGGCGCCUGCCUCCCUGCCCCCAGUGCAGACACUGGUUCCGAUUCAAGAUGAGCAAGCAGCACCAGAAGCAGAAAACCCAGCAGCACACACACAAGGCGAAGAGACGCAGGAGCCAGCUCUUCCACAAGCAGAGACCAGUGAAGCCAAAGACGACGAGCAAAAGCAGAUCGAAGGUACGGCAGCGGCAGCGGAAGAGAGCAAAGAAGCAGCAGCUGAGGCCACCGUCAAGCCUGAGGCAGAGGUUUCCGCGAGCCCUGCAGCGGAAGGCGCUGCAACCACGGAUGACCCAAGGCCUGAUGCUCCUGAAGGUGGACCCUCACCAUCCUCCUGA
This is a messenger RNA of Symbiodinium pilosum, 1545 nucleotides long. NCBI's taxonomy places the organism in Eukaryota, Dinophyceae, Suessiales, Symbiodiniaceae. The record is from the annotation of a GenBank genome assembly.